AUGGCGAAUGUGAACCUGAUUGGAGAUUUCUACGGAGGUCCUGGCACUGGUGCCCUCGGCGGCCCGCCCUCGGGACACAAUUACAAGCGCGCUGUCCACCGCGCUCCGCCCAAAGAGUUCACAGUAGAUGUGCUUACACCCACCAAGUUCGGCACCGGGUACUGCUAUGGCAUGCGCGUUAUCUCACUCAACAAUGAAGGGUCCGACGCUCGCUCGACGAAGUCCAGUGCAUCUUUCUCGGAUUACGAGGUGUGGAGGAGAUGGGAGGACUGCCUGUGGUUCCAGGAGAUCCUCGAGACGGAAUACUCUCUCAUGGCGCGUCAGAAACGCGCGCGAUUAGCGGCGGGGAAGGGUGUGAAGAAGAACGGGGUCUACAUCCACUCGGACCAGGCAGCGUCUUUCGAGUCGCUUCCUCCAGGCCCGGACGCGAACAUGAUUGCAAAGGACAUCCACGACCUCAUUCCGCGGCUCACGAAGAAGGGAACGCUCUUCCGUGCGAGCCAGGCGACGAUCGAGCAGCGUGGACGGGAGUUCGAGACCCUCAUCACCGCGCUCUUCCAAGAUGACCUGCCAACACUCGUGAAGGAGUUGCGCGAGACGCGGCUAUGCCGCGACUUCUUCGGCUACUGGCGACGCGACCUCGAUCACGACCGCAAGCUGGGGAAAGCGCGGCCGACUUCCAGCGCAGGCACAGCGAGUGUGCGCAACUCCGUUGCGAGUAGUGCGUUCUCGAUGUACUUCUCCGCGUCCAACAUUUCGCUGCACCAACCCAACGCCUUCUCCGACCUUCCCCCAAGCCCGGCCCUCCCCGCUUUCCAUAAUGUGUCGCGCCCCAACUCCAUGCUGAGGGAUGAUCCACCACGUCGAGGCACCCCUAGGCAGACCUCUGUGAACUACGCUACCUCCGACUCCUCUGCUUCGACGGAGAGCACUUCUAGCUUGUCUCGCAGUCCGCAGUCACCAGUAUCGGCACCCUACGAUAUGACAUUCUUCGUAUCGGACCGCGGCUCGCUCGCCUUAACCGUUCCGGAGGAUCACACGCAAGUGGAGUACGCAGCUCUUCCUCUUUCUGCACCCGCAGGCGUGCAACACACUCCGUGGGGGCCAGCCUCGUCUCGUCCUUUCCCUGCGGACGCCGACCGGGAGUUGCUGCAUGACGCUAUCUAUGCUCCCAGUGGCAGCAAGGCUUGGCCCGAAGCACCCCCAUCCGCCGACUUCCACCGUAGCUUGCAGGCCCUUCCUGAGGAUAGCGAACUUGUGCCCUCGUCAUCCACACUACACCACUCCGCCAUCGAAGAAGUUCCUCGUGUUCCGAUUCGGCGACAGCGCAACAAUUCAUGUCCCGACCCAACCAACCGCAACUGCGUCGUGUUCCUCCCGGAUGGCCCACGUAGUGCUGAUGCAACACAUAGCGAGUUUGCCCAAGCUGAUAAGCUCGUUGUCGACACCCGCCAUAUCCAUGACGAGCAGGGACACCCGGAGUCACCGCGAGACCCGCGAACCCCGACGACGGUCACAAACUCCUCACGGACAUCCUCGAUGACAUUCUCGAACUUCUCUGCAGACAUGUCGCGGCGGUCGUCAUGGCGCACCUCCAUGGCGUCCGAUGCGAGCUACGCACCCAGUUUCACAUCCAGCUUCGCGAAUGGCUCUUGCGCGGAGUACGCCCGCCCGCGCAUCGCCUCGCCAGAAUCGCGUUACUCCGUCGCGUCCGCCGUCUCAAUCCCGGAAUCUCGGCGAGAUGGACGCGACACGGCGAUGGCCCACCACCACCAACAUCGCGAGUCGGUCACCACGAUUGGUUCGAUGCUAUCCGACUUCUCUAUCGACUCGUCCAUCCUCCCGCGCAGCCUGACACCACCACUCGGCGGGAAUCUGCGACGGUCAUUGUCUGCCGGGUCGCGCCGCGCGCCCGGCGUGCAUGGGUCGGAGGAGUACUGGUACGAGCAGCAGGACGAUCUCAUUGACGCGUACUUCUACGAUCCGGGGAUCCAUGCGCCUACAGUGCGCCCCGAGGAGCCGCCGCACACACCCCCGCGGAAGCAACCCCAGGAGCUGUUCCACCAAGAGCCGUUCCACCAGGAGGCCGCUUCGCCCGACCGGUUUCCCAAGCCGUUCCGCGACCGGCCCGCGGGUCAGUUUCACCUCCCGUGGUCCCCGCAGGACUCCUCAGACUCCUCGCGCCCAUCUACGCCCAUGUCCCCCACAUCCCCAUCGGCGAGCCAUGCGCAGCCUGCCCCGGCGAGUGCAGGCCCUCCGGCGAGCAACUAUAGCCCCACUGUAACGGAGACCGUCACUCUAAAGGCGGUACUGUCCGACAGCAUUGUGCUGCUGCGCAUCGCGCGCGGCGCGUCGCUGCAAGAUACCCGCGCACGCCUGCACGACAAGUUCGCGGUGCAGGAAGGCCUGAAGCUCCUGCCGUCCUUCGUUAUCGGGUGGGCGCCGCCGGCACCGCCCAAGGCGGGCGGCUUGCUCGCGCUGCGCGGGCGGCCGCGCUCGAACUCGGCGUCGAGCGUGGGCUCGCUCAGCCCCCAGUCGCUGCGGUACGUGUACACGGAGCAGGACUGGCAGGCCGCGCUCGCCGCAUGCGCGAGCGGAAAGAUGACCGUGCGUCUCUUCAACGCCCAACCCAUCUGA
Molecule: messenger RNA, 2637 nt
Organism: Trametes versicolor FP-101664 SS1
Lineage: Eukaryota; Fungi; Basidiomycota; Agaricomycetes; Polyporales; Polyporaceae
Exons: 5
Coding region: 1-2637 (878 amino acids)
Molecular function (GO): phosphatidylinositol binding
Source: RefSeq, a predicted model, not a curated record